Syzygium oleosum is the source of this 1954-nucleotide messenger RNA. RefSeq names its product flavonoid 3'-monooxygenase CYP75B137-like. Lineage: Eukaryota; Viridiplantae; Streptophyta; Magnoliopsida; Myrtales; Myrtaceae. The coding region runs from base 19 to 1641 and encodes 540 amino acids. The record is from RefSeq and is a predicted model, not a curated record. Gene Ontology annotation, molecular function: heme binding; monooxygenase activity; iron ion binding. The transcript is spliced from 2 exons.
CCGUUGUCACAAGCCGAAAUGUCGAACACAGGUUCCGAAGGUGCUUGGCCAUGGUUGUGGCAUGCUAAAGAAACGAGUGAUGCAAUUCCUAGAGCUACUACAACACUGCUUGUCAUUGCAAUAGCAGCUCUUAGUGUUUUCUCUUUGUUCAGGAGGCGAAACCACACAACGGCUUCAUUGCCGCCGGGGCCCCGAGGCGUGCCGUUCUUCGGGUACCUCCCAUUCCUAGGGACCAAUCUCCACCGGAAAUUUGCUGAAUUGGCCGAGACCUACGGCCCCAUCUACAAACUCCGGCUCGGAAGCAAAUUAUAUGUUGUUGUUAACUCCCCGUCGCUGGCCAAAGAAAUCGUGCGGGACCAAGACACAGAAUUUGCCAAUAGGGACCCGAACAUUGCCAGUACUAUCUUAUCAUACGGCGGAAAGGACAUUGCCUUCUCAAGCCUGGGCCCUUAUUGGAGGAAUCUCCGCAAGCUGUUUGUACGGCAGUUGAUGAGCAACAGGAGCCUCGAUGCCUUUUACGGUUUGAGAAGGCAGGCGGUCAGGAAGGCUCUGAGCGAUCUGUAUAGAAAACCCGGGAUGCCGGUAGAUAUCGGCGAAUUGGCCUUUCUGAUCCUGGUUAACACGGUGAUGGCGAUGCUGUGGGGAGGAACACUUCAGGGAGAAAAGCGUAAAACCGUGGGCACUGAGUUUCGAAAGGUGAUAGCCAAACUCAUGGUGCUCUUAGGUAGUCCAAAUGUUUCGGACUUUUUCCCGGCACUCGCUUGGCUUGACCUGCAAGGAGUGGAAAGGGACAUGAAAAGGGUGCAUCAGCGGCUGGAUGCCUUUAUUCAGUCUGUUGUCGAUUGUGCCACCCAAAGAAGAACAAAUGAACUGUUCAAGCAGGAGAAAGGGGAAUCUAAUAGCAAUGAACAGAAAAAGGACUUUUUGCAGAUUUUCCUGGAUAUGGAGAUGAAUCUUGAAGAUAAUCACUCACCGAUGGACAAGAAUAGAGUACUCAAAGCCAUUCUUGUGGACAUUGUAAUCGGUGCAACCGAUACGUCAACAAUGGUCGAGUGGGUGAUGGCAGAGUUGUUGCAGAACCGAAAUGUGAUGAACAAAGUAGUCCGCGAAUUGACAGAAGUUGUGGGGGAGGAUGCGAUGGUCGAAGAGCAUCACUUGCCCAAAUUAAAGUACCUCAAAGCUGUCAUCAAGGAGGCACUUCGCUUGCACCCGGUGCUGCCCUUAUUGUUGCCGCGGACCCCACAUGCUUCCUGUGUUGUCGGGGGUUACAUGAUACCAAAGGGCAGCAACAUAUUCUUGAACGUGGGUUAUAUCCACAGGGACCCCAAGAUUUGGGACAAACCGUCGGAGUUUAGACCUGAGAGGUUCUUGGAAGAUCCCAGCAAGUAUGAUCUCUCGGGCAACAACUUUGCAUACAUGCCUUUCGGUUCCGGCCGGAGGAUAUGUGUGGGGCUUGCACUGGCAGAAAGGAUGCUACUGUAUGUUUUGGCCUCUCUUUUGCAUUCGUUCGAGUGGGAAUUACCACCAGGGGUCGAGCUGGAAUUCUCGGACGAGUCCGGGCUUGCGGUCAAGAAAAUGGAGCCCCUGGUCGCCAAUCCAAGACCAAGAUUGUCCCCUCCAGAGCUCUACCUGUCGAGAUAGAUCUUUUAUUAGUCUCAAGACUCUUCAUUCAAUUCUACAAAAUAAAACUCUCCUGCCAGUAUCAAUAAUGUUCCAAGCAUCUAAGUCAAUAAGAACAACAGUAGUACCAGGGAAACGAGGGUUCAUGUACGGGACCCGGGUUUGAAAAGAACUUAUGCUGCUUUUGAUUGUGAUAGGAGAAAGAAAUCCUGUUACCUAUUGGUUCUUCAGGUCAGUUAGACCAGAAGAUGUAAGUCAUGUGAUUUAUUACGACAAUAAAUUAUGGCAGAUGGUCAAGUAAAACAAUUGUCCAAUCUACUAGAUUGGAUCGGCA